Molecule: messenger RNA, 2985 nt
Organism: Ixodes scapularis (black-legged tick)
Lineage: Eukaryota; Metazoa; Arthropoda; Arachnida; Ixodida; Ixodidae
Product: thyrotropin-releasing hormone-degrading ectoenzyme-like
Exons: 1
Coding region: 1-2985 (994 amino acids)
Biological process (GO): peptide catabolic process; proteolysis
Cellular component (GO): cytoplasm
Molecular function (GO): metalloaminopeptidase activity; zinc ion binding; peptide binding
Source: RefSeq, a predicted model, not a curated record
AUGCAUGCCGCACGUGCUUGCGCAAGAACAGUGCUAUCAACUGGCUAUCAACAACGCAGGAGGAAGACGAAAGAAAGGAUCACGACGCUGAUGCAGAGCCACACUUUGCUGGAGCAUCUUCUCGAAGACCAGCAGCGGAAGCCCCAGGGGCGCUUCAGUUAUCUGAAGGGGCUUCCGUUUCGAAUGAGCGAGUCGACGGCCCAGACCACCACCAACAGUGCCGAUCACGAAAUUCGGAACUUUGUGCUGUUCGCGUGUCUCGUCAGCUUUGUGUUACUGGUAUCCUUCUUUGCCGUGCCGAGUCGACAGAAGACCAGGUCCAGACCUCCGUCGCUGCCCGCACUUUCGUUGUACACAGGGCGUGUCAAGGGUGGCGAUGUCUCGUCCCAAACGGAUCGGAUGUCUCCCCUGCCGAAAAACGUGGUUCCUCGUCACUACGACCUAGAGCUGGACGUGAGCGACCUGGACAGAGCGGCAGCGUUUACCGGAAGGAUGAACGUCGUCGUCGAGUGCGUCGAGAAGGCGACCAUGACCAUCGUGAUGCAUUCGAUGAACCUGACCGUGCGCGACGCGAACAUCAGCACUUUCUCGGGGAACCAGCAGAUCAGCAACGUGGGGGUGAAAACGCAGCAGUCGGAACCCGAUCUCGAGGACCUUGUGAUUUUCGAUUUGGGUUUUGAGCUGGUGAGCGGUACUGAAUACAAUCUGUCCGUUAGUUUUGCUGGUCCCUACAGAAGCGAGCUGUUGGGGUUAUCGGUGCGUAACUAUACCAAUGAACACGGCAGUGUUUCUAAUGUAUUGUCGUCUCACUUACAGUACGGAAAAGCCAGACUAGUGUUUCCUUGCUUCGAUGAGCCUAACCUGAAGGCGACGUUCAAUCUUUCCCUGAUAAGGAGGAGAGGAUUCGAGUCGCUCUCGAACUGGGACGUACAGAACACCCUAGAAAUUGACGGAAGCUUGCGGAGGGACACCUUUGAACUCUCGCCUCAGAUAUCACCAUCCCAACUCGCCUUCUGCGUUUACAACGGGUUUCUGGUACGCUAUCAGGGUUACUCCAAGCUGUAUUCCCUGAAGUCUGACGUGACCUUUUUGGAGAUGACACUCCGAUCUUUCUUAAAGAUGAUCAAGUAUAUGGAAACAUUACUGAAUGCCCCUCUCCCGUUUAGAAAGUACCAUUUGUUGUCCCUACCAGAUGUUGAGCAGAGUAUUUCUCCCAGUUGGGGCAUCGUGGUGUUUGGAACGCCUAUGCUGGCUUUUGAUGAAGAGACUCAAGACUGGAGUCGCCGAGAGGAAGUCCUCUCAAGACUCGCGCACGUUGUGGCCCACCAGUGGUUUGGUAAUCUGGUCUCACCGCGACGCUGGGACGACAUUUGGGUGUACGAAGGUUUGGCAUUCAUCUUUCAGAGGAUCAUUCUGGACAACGUUUUUGGCGAUCAAAUCUCAGAGAGCUACCGCGGACGGCGAGUUCGCGAUGUCCUCCGCUCUGAAGACAUAAAAAGACUGACGACUAAGCCGCAAAAAUGGCUUCCGACGACGUGCGAUCAUCCGCUGAUGCGCAAGGCGGAGAUUAUCAUGGACGUGAUGAUGCAAAUUGUGUCGCCGAGAGGAUUCAUUGAAUCUGUUUCGUCAUUUCUUAACCAGUCGCGUUUUGCUGCCACAGGAGUCAAGGAUCUUCUCAUGACACUCAGAAAGCAAAACAGCUCUUCGAAUUUUGUAGAGAAAAUCGAAACGUGGAUCAACCAUGUCGGCUAUCCCCUCUUGAGCGUCAAGCGAAAAGCCCGCCGGGCUAACACUUUCGUCCUGUCGCAGACGACAAUGUGCUAUGGUGCCACCAAAUGUUUUAACCAGACAUGGCGCAUUCCAAUCAGCUACACGAUAUACAAAGACACGGGCGAAAACUUCACAGAGAAGCUUUGGUUGACGCAACAUGAAACCCAACUUCAGCUCAAUGUCUCCGAUAGUGAUGUUGUACUUUUCAAUACCAGAGGGUGGGGCUAUUACCGAGUUAACUACGAUUCUCUAGAGUGGAACAAGAUAAUAAAACUGCUAAGCGUCCCCGGCUUCCUGGACUCCUCCACAAAAGUACGUGUGUUGGACGACGUUUAUCAGUUGAGCGAAGCUGGUGUUAUACCCUACUCACUCUUUUUCGAUGCUGUGACAAAGCUUCGUGACGAGUGGGAACAAAACAUUUGGAGGACAUACUUUGAGAUUACAACUGACCUGGACAAAAUGCUCGUUCACAGUCAAUUGGACAAAGCGUGGCGCAACUUCAACAGCGAUCUGCUGACCACCAUCGUGUCUCGUAUAAUGAAAGCUGAAGAGCCUUCUUCGAGGAGGUUCCAAAAGGAAAUCCUGGAACGCGCCUGCUGGUACGGCCAGCCACAGUGUAUCCGAGUUGCAAAGGAGACGCUGAACGCUUACCUGACUGAAAACAAGACAAGGACUCCAACCAUCCUUCCUGCCGGCGUCUCACUCUGUUCGGGUAUCCGCCACGGACCUGUCGAAUUAUGGGACAUGCUCUGGUCCAAACUUUUCUCAUCGUCCAUCACGCUAGGCACGGCCGUUUUAAUGGAUCCCAUUUUGCAGGGUCUCAGUUGCACGUCAAAUGAAGGGAGGCUUUGGAAGCUUCUGAACGAAACCCUAGUGUCUUCUCUGCUCAAGAAACAGCAGGACUUUGUCUUGCAUUGCGUGGCGGCUUCGGGUGUUGCUAGAGGUGUCCUGCUCGAGUUUGUUCUCAGCAAUUGGAACAAAGCGAUUGGCAAGACCGGGUCUCACAACAACGGCACCUGGGAUGCCAUCUUUGAAAGCGUUUCUCGGGAUGCCAAGACGUCGAGAGAAGUGAAUCUGCUGUCGUCACCUCAAGCGAAUGCAACAGACAGCAAGGUGAUUGGCGCUGCUCUUACAAGUGCUCUGGAGAGAAGGAAGCGCUACAAAAGGUGGCACAGGGAACAUGACGCCGAUCUUUUCAAGGCCCUGAUAACGUAG